AUGGCUGAAGUCACCGUCCUCCUACUGGAAGACAUUUGUGGGCAAUCGCGUGUACAAGAAGCAACGAGCGAGCAUUCCUGGAAUCAUGUCCCUAGCAAGGUCAACCCAGCCGAUGAACUUUCCCGAGGCUUAACACCGGCCGAACUACUUCACCAGAAGCGAUGGUGGACCGGACCAACAUGGGUUAGUCUCACCAAGCAGCACUGGCCGAAUCAAUCAGGUGAUAUCGAUACGGCGUCCAAAAUAUUCGCCGAAGAACGCAAGGUGUGUCUAGUGACACUCGCGCCACAACGUGAUACAUUUUGUGAUCAGCUCUUCAACCAUUAUUCGUCGUACACAAAGCUGCGCAGGACCGUUGCGUACUUCCUUUUCUACAUGCGUGUACUGUAUGCAUCAACCGAAUGGUGUUUGUGCAAAAUCUUCGACGGCAAAGCUUGA
Messenger RNA from Topomyia yanbarensis, 438 nucleotides. RefSeq lists its product as uncharacterized. The transcript has a single exon. The record is from RefSeq and is a predicted model, not a curated record. Lineage: Eukaryota; Metazoa; Arthropoda; Insecta; Diptera; Culicidae. The coding region runs from base 1 to 438 and encodes 145 amino acids.